Pan troglodytes (chimpanzee) is the source of this 701-nucleotide messenger RNA. Its product is annotated as cyclin-dependent kinases regulatory subunit 1-like. Lineage: Eukaryota; Metazoa; Chordata; Mammalia; Primates; Hominidae. The coding region runs from base 1 to 240 and encodes 79 amino acids. The transcript has a single exon. The record is from RefSeq and is a predicted model, not a curated record. Gene Ontology annotation, molecular function: cyclin-dependent protein serine/threonine kinase regulator activity.
AUGUUGCACAAACAAAUUUACUAUUCGGACAAAUAUGACGACGAGGAGUUUGAGUAUCAACAUGUCAUACUGCCCAAGGACAAAGCCAAGCUGGUCCCUAAAACCCAUUUGAUGUCUGAAUCUGAAUGGAGGAAUCUUGGCAUUCAGCAGAGUCAGGGAUGGGUCCAUUAUAUGAUCCAUGAACCAGAACCUCACAUCUUGCUGUUCUGGCGCCCACUACCCAAGAAGCCAAAGAAAUGAAGCUGGCAAGCUACUUUUCAGCCUCAAGCUUUACACAGCUGUCCUUACUUCCUAACAUCUUUCUGAUAACAUUAUUAUGUUGCCUUCUGUUUCUUACUUUGAUAUUUAAAAGAUGUUCAAUACACUGUUUGAAUGUGCUGGUAACUGCUUUGCUUCUUGAGUAGAGCCACCACCACCAUAGCCCAGCCAGAUGAGUGCUCUGUGGACCCACAGCCUCAGCUGAGUGUGACCCCAGAAGCCACGAUGUGCUCUGUAUGCAGAACACACUUGGCAGAUGGAGGAAGCAUCUGAGUUUGAGACCAUGGCUGUUGCAGGGAUCAUGUAAACUUGCUGUUUUUGUUUUUUCGUGCCGGGUGUUGUAUGUAUGGUGACUUGUGGAUUUAUGUUUCAGUGUAUUGGAAACUUUCCAUUUUAUUCAAGAAAUCUGUUCAUAUUAAAAGCCUUGAUUAAAGAGGAAGUUU